Messenger RNA from Closterium sp. Naga37s-1, 4064 nucleotides. The record is from the annotation of a GenBank genome assembly. NCBI's taxonomy places the organism in Eukaryota, Viridiplantae, Streptophyta, Zygnematophyceae, Desmidiales, Closteriaceae.
AGCUCACCAUCUGGCAUUUCACAGUGGAGGCAUGCUACCGCCGCGGCCUCAUCCCCCCCGCCACCGCCUUCACCCUCCUGCCGCUCCUCUCCUCAGGCCUCCCCCUCCUCCGCCUCUGCUCUCAAUCCUCCACCUCGCCAUCCGCCGCUGCUGCUGGCACUGGUGGUGCCUCUGGCCCCCUUGCUGCCUCCUCGGCCUCUGCAGCCCAGUCCCCCAUGGGGGGAUCGGCUGCCUGGUCUCACUUCACUGCCAACGGCCCUCUCUCGCUCCCGCUCUUUGCCUCGCUAUCCGCACACCCAGCCACGAGUCAGGAGGAGCUGCUGCUGGCGUUUCACCUGGCAGCGUCGGAGUCCCCCUGGGCGCCCGCUGCGGCGUCUGUGCUCUGCGGUGCCACUCUGCGCCUCAGCUGGCACCUCCAGGGGCUAGCAGCAUCCCUAGUGACGCACCUCCUCUCCUCUCUCUCACGCUCAGCCAUCGUAGCUGCGUCACAGGUCUACCCCUCUACUACACCCGCCGCCCUGCCUCCGUUCUUCUCCGACUCCCCUCGCCUCUCCUCCCCGCCUCCCCCUGCUGCCCACGCGCCUUCCGCAGCAUCAGCCGCCUCAGCAGGAGGAGGGGGGGGAGGAGCAGCAGCAGCAGGAGGGGCAGGGGGGGCUGCAGCAGGGGGAGGAGAAGCAGCAGCAGCGGCGCCGGCGGCGGCAGCAGUGGUAGCAGCAGCAUCAGGCAUAGCCAUGUCGUCUCUGGAUCGACUGCUGGCAGGGCUGCUGGGCCGAUCCGCCACGCAUGUGCUCCGACUGCAUGGCCAGCUGCCCCGGGUAGCAGCAGCGCUGCUGCCUCUCACAGAGGCCUUUGGCCGCCUGCCCAUCCAAUCUGCGGACCGCGACCCAACAACACCAGCAGCAGGUGGAGCAGCAGCUGCAGCAGCACCUGCACACACACCCACUGCCCUUCUGCCAGGCAGCCACAACAUUUUUUCCCGGGCAGCUGUGCUACUCUUGCUGGUGCAGGAGUCUCUCGAACCGCUUUCGAGAAUGCCACACUCCCGUUUCUCCUCCUUCACUCCGCCUUCAACCCAUCCCUCCUCCCAUCCCUCGGCUCUCUCCUCGUUAUAUGCACCUGCUUGCGGAUCCAGAGCGUAUGGGGGGGGUGCUUUGAAUCAACCGUUCUUGGGUGCAUGCCAUGUGUCUCUCGAGCUGUUGCUGUGUAUGGCUAACAGGGAGGCAGCUUCCGUUAAUGAUGGUGCUGCUGCUCCUGCUGCUGCUGGUUCUGGUCAUGGUGGUGGUGGUGGUGAUGGUGGUGGCGUAGGGUUGCUGAGCAAUGGUGCAGCGGCAGCAGAAGCAUCUGCAGCACCAGCAGCAGCGCCUAUUAUACCUCUAGUAAUUCCUGCCUCUCUCCCGCACGCCCUUUCUCUCCUCACCCUGGACAACCCAACUCACCCUAACACAUUCCCAACCGCCACCGCCACCACCACCCCUCCCAACCCCAUCUCUACCCCCACUACCGCCACCACUCACACACCACAAGACACUACACAACCACCAGCACCCGUGCCGUCUUCCCAAGUGCCCGACAAUGCGUGCAGUGCUCAUGACUUAUGGGAGGUGCUGCGACGGGUGGUGCCGGGGGCCAUGGGCAUAGCACACACCACCCAGGGGGGUGCCGCAGGAGAGGGAGCAGCAGCAGCAGGAGGAGGCGGUGAUGGCGCUGCUGGUGGGGCUGCUGCUGCUGGUGGGGCUGGGGAGGGGGGUGCGAUGGGAGGGCUGACAGGGUGGGUGGUGGUGCGGGCUGCACCGGCUGCAGUGGAGGCAAUUCUACAGGCUGUGGUUGCGGGGAAGCUCGCCCCCAAAACCGCCACCAGUGGUGAGCCUGCCUGCCAGUUUGGUGAAUGGAUGGAAAGACAUGCUGUGAGAGGGUACUCGUGCAGUCACACACAUGGCCUGCUAGCCUCCUCCUCACGCUCUCUCUCUCUCUCUCUCUCUCUCUCUCUCUCUCUCUCUCUCUCUCUCUCUCUCUCUCUCUCUCUCUCCAUCUCCACUUUCUCCCUCCCCUCUUUUCCCCCCAUCUCCUCCCGUUUCUCUCCCCCCUCUCCCUUCUUAUCCCCCUCUCUCCCCCCCCUCUUCCCUUCUUCCCCCUCCCCUCUUCUUCCCCCUCCCCCCCUCCCGCUCUCGCUUCUCCUUUCUUCUUUCUCCCCCGCAGCUCUAUCUAACCUAGUGGCUCUGGCGCCCCCAGCAGCAGCAGCCGUGGCGUGCUGUCUCUCCUCCUCCCUCACCUCGGCACACAUCACCAUCCCCCUCUCCUCCCACCCCGACUGGCCGCAAGCCGCCAUUCCUGCCUCCUCCCUCCGCACCGCUCUCAACCACUUGAGGAUCGGGUUGCUUGAUAUGGGACUCUACACGCCGCCCAUGACAGUUGUCCUCUACUCCCUCUUCCGCCCUCUCUUCCGCCCUUUCCUCUUCCGCCUCCCACUCUGCCUUACCCCCUGGGAGCCCCUCUCCCCUCUACCACCUGCUCCUGCUGCUCCUCCUGCGCUCCUCCUUCCGAGCCUCUCCUUCCAUGGGAGCUUCACGGCAGCACUGGCAGCGGCGGCGGCAGCAGCAGCAGCAGCAGCAGCAGCGGGGUGGGUUGCCUGGCAGCGAAACUGCCUCUCAGGGCAGCCGAGAGGUGAGCCUGGCAGCAGCGGCGGCGCAGCAGCAGCGGUGCACACACUGCCAGCGCAUCGCAACGGCAGUGUGGGUGAUCUGGACGGGUCCUGCUCGCUGCUCGGCCUGCCUCCCAUCCCACAAGUCCGCGACGCAGCCCUGCCAGGAGCCGCAGGGGGAAAGGCCGAUCAAGGACUGGACCCCACAGAUCCCUCCGCAGCAGCUGCAGGAACAGCAGGAGGAGGCGCAGGAGGAGGGGGGGGAGGAGUGGCAGGUGGUGGUUCAAUUGGUAACCCUUCUGGUGCAGACCCAGGCAGUUUUGCUGCAGGAGGGGGGCUGACUGCAGCAGGUGUGUGGCUGAGUCUCCCUGCUGUGCUGGCAGGGCGGGAGGCGCUGCUGUGUGAUGCUGUGCUUGCAGCUGUCGUUACUCAAGCUGCUGCUAUGGUGGUGGGGCGGGGGGAGGGAGGGUCCACUGCUUGGAUUGCAGGCGGGCUAAUGAGGGGGCAAGGGGAGGGAGCGGUGGACGGAGGAGGUGCAGGGGGGCCAGCGGCAGGAGGGGCUGCUGCUGCUGCUGCCGCUGCUGCUGCUGCGGCGGCGGCGGCAAUGGCAAUGGGAGUGGGUGGGGGUGUGCUGGCCGGAGUAGCAUCCACCCCCGUACCAUCCUCCCUGCCUCCUCUCCUGUCCUCCUCGCCUCUCUGGUUCACACCAUCCGCUGCUGCUGCUCUCUCCUCUUCAACCACUUGCUUUGCCCUCGCCUCUCUCGCUUUCAAAUGCCUGCUCCUCGCCUCAAGCAACCCUUCUGCUGCCACUGCAAACCGCUCUACCACACUCCCUACCACCACUGCCAACUCCCCUUCUUUGCACCCACAAACCAGUGCGAGCACGAAACUCCAGGAGCUCUUCUCGUCGCAUUGGGCAGCACUCGCUGUCCCACGCUCCCAGCCAAGAUAUCCCGGAAAGCUACCAGUGCUGAGCUACAUGCAACACACGCACUGGCAGCAGCAGUGGCAUCUGUAUACCGUCUCGUUUGUCUCUCUCGCGCUGCGCUGGGCUCCGGCAUGGGUGCAGCAGCUGGGGGAGGAGGCGCUAGGCAGCAUGGCAGCAUGCUUGGCGGCAGGUGGGGAGGUGGAGUUGGCUGGUAGAGUGACCCGCGUGGGGCGCAGGGCACGCCCGGGACUGGCUUUAGAGGUUGCGCUCUGUGGGCCGUGGGUGCAGCAGCUAGGGGAGGAGGCGUUGGGCAGCAUGGCAGCAUGCUUGGCAGCAGGUGGGGAGGUGGAGUUGGAUGGUAGGCUAGGGGAGGAGGCGUUGGGCAGCAUGGCAGCAUGCUUGGCAGCAGGUGGGGAGGUGGAGUUGGAUGGUAGGGUCACCCGCGUGGGGCGCAGGGCACGCCUGGGACUGGCUUUAGAGGUUGCGCUCUGUGGGUAG